CUCAUCACUCCACACCUCAACUCACAACUCAGCCAGACAGGCUCAGCCAGACAGCCAUGGCCAUUCUGGCUAUUCCCUUGGUCGUCUCCGUUCUCAAGCCCCACCACUCUCUUCACUUCUCCUUCUUCCGUAGCCGAAACUCUAGCCGCCUCUGCAGCCCUUUCACCCGCCUCACUCCUCUUCGCUCCUCCAAAACCACCAUCGCUGCGAUCACCACCUCCGCUAUCCCGCAUAAUUCUUCUACCGACCCUAACACUGACUCAAAUAAGGCUUCGGUUCCUACAUUUCAACAAGCGAUUCAGCGCCUCCAGGAAUAUUGGGCUUCAGUUGGUUGUGCUGUAAUGCAAUGUAGCAACACUGAGGUUGGAGCUGGGACUAUGAAUCCUUUAACAUUCCUGAGGGUUCUUGGUCCAGAACCAUGGAAUGUUGCGUAUGUUGAGCCUAGUAUUCGACCGGAUGAUAGUCGUUUUGGGGAAAAUCCAAAUAGGCUCCAACGCCACACUCAAUUUCAGGUUAUUUUGAAGCCUGAUCCUGGAAAUUCACAAGACCUCUUUCUUCGUAGCUUAUCAGCUUUAGGUAUUAAUAUUAAUGAACAUGAUAUACGUUUUGUGGAGGACAACUGGGAAAGCCCGGUUCUUGGUGCUUGGGGAUUGGGAUGGGAAAUCUGGAUGGACGGAAUGGAGAUCACACAGUUCACCUACUUUCAGCAGGCUGGAAGUCUUCAACUGCUGCCCAUCUCAGUUGAAAUCACUUAUGGUCUAGAGCGUAUCCUCAUGUUGCUUCAGGGAGUUGAUCAUUUCAAGAAAAUUCAAUAUGCUGAUGGAAUUACAUAUGGGGAACUGUUCAUGGAGAAUGAGAAGGAAAUGAGUUCUUAUUAUCUUGAACAUGCCAGUGUCCACCAUAUCCAGAAACACUUUGAUUUUUUUGAGGAAGAAGCCCGCUCCUUGCUUGCUUUGGGCCUUGCAAUCCCUGCGUAUGAUCAGCUUCUGAAGACAUCUCAUGCUUUUAACAUCUUAGAUUCUAGAGGCUUUGUGGGAGUAACAGAGCGUGCACGCUAUUUUGGACGGAUGCGGAGUUUAGCUCGUCAAUGCGCUCAACUUUGGUUAAAGACCAGAGAGUCACUUGGACAUCCACUGGGUACUAUUUCUGAAGCUGAUCAGCUGGUUUGUCCUAAAGAGAUUCUGGAGGCAGCAGUCCAAAGGGUGCAUGAGGAUCCAAGGUUGUUCCUUCUUGAAAUUGGAACGGAGGAGUUGCCACCUCAAGAUGUGGCUAGUGCAAGCCAGCAACUCAAAGAUUUAAUCAUGCAGUUGCUAGAUAAACAAAGAUUGGGCCACAGCGAAGUACAGGCAUUCGGUACGCCACGCAGAUUAGUGGUUUGUGUUAAGAAUCUCUCUACCAAGCAAGCGGAAAAUGAAGUAGAAGUUCGAGGACCUCCAGUUUCUAAGGCAUUUGAUGGUCAAAGAAAUCCUACGAAGGCUGCUGAGGGUUUUUGUCGUAGAUACUGUGUACCUCUGGUCUCCUUAUAUAAAAAAGUUGAUGGGAAAACAGAGUAUGUUUAUGUUCGUGUAAUGGAGUCUGCUCGACUUGCUUUAGAGGUUUUAUCUGAAGAUUUGCCUCGUAUCAUAGCUAAAAUAUCAUUCCCAAAGUCAAUGCGCUGGAAUUCCCAGGUUAUGUUUAGCAGACCUAUCCGUUGGAUUUUAGCCCUCCAUGGAGAUGUAGUUGUGCCAUUUAUGUUUGCUGGAGUUUUAAGUGGAAACCUAUCUUACGGUCUUCGUAAUACUCCUUCAGCUACUGUUAAGGUGGAAAGUGCAGAAUCUUAUGCCACUGUAAUAAGGAAUGCCGGAAUUUCCUUAGAUAUUGAGGAACGCAAGAAAACAAUUUUGGAGCAGUGUAAUGCAUUAGCAAAAGGUGUGAAUGGGCAUAUUCUUCUGCAAGGCAGCUUACUGGAUGAGGUUGUAAAUCUUGUUGAGGCACCUGUUCCAGUUAUUGGGAAGUUUAAGGAGUCCUUCUUAGAGCUUCCGAAAGAUCUUUUAACUAUGGUUAUGCAAAAGCAUCAGAAGUAUUUUGCCAUCACAGAUGACAGCGGAAGACUGUUGCCAUACUUCAUUACUGUGGCGAAUGGAGCAAUCAAUGAGAUGGUAGUGAGGAAAGGAAAUGAAGCUGUACUCAGAGCUCGCUAUGAAGAUGCGAAGUUUUUCUAUGAGAUGGACACUCGUAAAAAGUUCUCAGAAUUUCGAAGUCAACUGGAAGGGAUUCUUUUUCAUGAGAAGCUAGGAACAAUGCUGGAUAAGAUGAUACGUGUUCAAAACAUGGUUGCUGAGCUAAGUUUGGCCCUGGAAGUCAAUGAAGAUAAGCUUCAAAUUAUCCAGGAUGCUGCAUCACUGGCGAUGUCUGAUCUUGCUACAGCUGUUGUUACGGAAUUUACUUCUCUCUCGGGAAUAAUGGCACGCCAUUAUGCUCUUAGAGAUGGCUAUUCAGAGCAGAUUGCAGAGGCCUUGUUUGAGAUAACACUUCCAAGAAAUUCUGGGGAUAUAGUUCCAAAAACUGAUGUGGGAAUUGUCUUGGCAGUUGCUGACAGAUUAGAUAGCCUUGUUGGUUUAUUUGGUGCUGGUUGCCAGCCAAGUUCAACUAAUGACCCAUUUGGGCUGAGAAGAAUCUCUUAUGGUCUUGUACAAGUGUUGGUUGAAAAGGAUAAAAAUUUGGACCUAAGACAUGCAUUGCAACUGGCUGCUGCUGUCCAACCAAUAACAAUAGAAGCCGAUAUAAUAGAUGAUGUACAUCAAUUUGUAACACGGAGAUUAGAGCAAUUUCUGGUUGAUAGGGAAAUAAGUCCAGAGGUGGUUCGUUCUAUCCUGACAGAGCGUGCAAACUGGCCUUGUUUGGCAACAAAGUCAGCAUACAAAAUGGAUGCCAUGUCAAGAGGUGAGCUUCUGCCGAAGGUUGUUGAAGCCUAUUCUCGUCCAACAAGAAUUGUUCGUGGAAAGGAUGUGGAAGCUGAUAUGGAGGUGGAUGAAGCUUCAUUUGAGACAAAUGAGGAGAGAGCUUUGUGGAGGGCUUUCUUAUCAGUUAGAAACAAAAUAUAUCCUGGUAUUGAGGUUGAUGAUUUUUUCGAAGCAUCUUCCCAACUGCUACAGCCUCUUGAGGAUUUCUUUAAUAAUGUCUUUGUUAUGGUGGAAGAAGAAAGAAUUAGAAAGAACAGGCUUGCACUACUCAAGAAAAUUGCAGACCUUCCAAAAGGGAUAGCAGAUCUCUCAGUUUUGCCAGGCUUUUAAGUUUGUCCUACCUCUUAUUCAUUGACAGCAAAUGAUCAUUUUUGUUUUUGAGAGGAAAAAUAAAAUAAAAAUAAAAUAAAAAAAGAUAGGAGGGAAACAAAAGAGAGAACAAUUUGAGAGACUUGUCUCCUAGAAUAAGCUUAUACAAAAUACAUUUUAUUCAUUCAAGUGAGGCUUGUAAAAAUUUUGUAGCAUAUGUUGUCAAGCGUAUAAUUUAUGUGUAAGUUUUUCUUGAAUAAAAUAUGACUUUUUAGUUACUGGCCCCAA
Molecule: messenger RNA, 3539 nt
Organism: Vitis riparia (riverbank grape)
Lineage: Eukaryota; Viridiplantae; Streptophyta; Magnoliopsida; Vitales; Vitaceae
Product: glycine--tRNA ligase, chloroplastic/mitochondrial 2
Exons: 36
Coding region: 57-3272 (1071 amino acids)
Biological process (GO): glycyl-tRNA aminoacylation; arginyl-tRNA aminoacylation
Cellular component (GO): cytoplasm; mitochondrion; chloroplast stroma
Molecular function (GO): ATP binding; arginine-tRNA ligase activity; glycine-tRNA ligase activity
Source: RefSeq, a predicted model, not a curated record